AUGAUCCGUACCGUGCAACGAACAUCAUCCGCCAACGACCGUCGAUACGCCGACAUCAAGAUGGUCAACCUUCGCACCCAGAAGCGCCUCGCGGCCUCCGUGGUCGGCUGCGGCAAGCGCAAGAUUUGGCUCGACCCCAAUGAGAUGACCGAGAUCUCCAACGCCAACUCUCGUCAGACCAUCCGCAAGCUCGUCAGCGAUGGUCUCAUCAUCAAGAAGCCCGUUACCAUGCACUCCCGCGCCCGCGCCCGUGAGUUGAACGAGGCCCGCCGCAUCGGUCGUCACCGCGGUCUGGGUAAGCGCAAGGGUACCAAGGACGCCCGUAUGCCCAGCCAGGUCCUCUGGAUGCGCCGCAUGCGUGUUCUCCGUCGUCUCCUCGUCCGCUACCGUGCCGCCGGCAAGAUCGACAAGCACCUCUACCACGAGCUCUACCACCUGAGCAAGGGUAACACCUUCAAGCACAAGCGUGCUCUGGUUGAGCACAUCCAGAAGGCCAAGGCCGAGCGCCAACGUGAGCGUGUCCUCAAGGAGGAGAUGGAUGCUAAGCGUGCCAAGAACAAGGCCCUCCGUGAGCGCCGCGCUGAGCGUGUCGAGGCCAAGCGCAACGCUCUGGCCGGCGAGGCCCAGGAGUAA
Molecule: messenger RNA, 633 nt
Organism: Penicillium subrubescens
Lineage: Eukaryota; Fungi; Ascomycota; Eurotiomycetes; Eurotiales; Aspergillaceae
Product: 60S ribosomal protein eL19
Exons: 5
Coding region: 1-633 (210 amino acids)
Biological process (GO): translation
Cellular component (GO): cytosolic large ribosomal subunit; ribosome
Molecular function (GO): RNA binding; structural constituent of ribosome
Source: RefSeq, a predicted model, not a curated record